ACUUGGGACCUACACUACAGCGACUAGGAAAGAUUUCCUUUUUCUGUACUUCUCAGUAAUCUCUUUCUGCGCAUAACAAGGAUCGAAGUUUGGGAUUCAAAUUUCAAAGUAGAGAGUUCUUUGAGGUAUUCGGUUUAAAGGAGAAGCAAGAAGAAGGGAAGGAAGGAAGGAAGGAAGGAAGGAAUCAAGAAUUCGACGAACGCUGUUAGCGUGAGGUUUAUUUUCUCCCAACGCAUGGGAGAAUCUGCUUGUCUCAUGCAAACCCUCUCUGAGUCUUCUGACACUUCCAAUGAAACUAGCGAGUACGAUCCCUGAGAUUUUCCUCACUCCAAUUGGGUUUCUGUUCUGUUCAUAUCAAUUGAUGUCUACGCUGUUGAGAUCAGUGAAAUGCUUGUGCUACAGGGGAAACACAUGCGUGCACUUUCAGAAUCAGUUUCUUUUGGAAGGUUCUUGUCGGAGUCCUUAGCUUGGGAGAAAUGGUCAUCAUUUUCUCACAACCGCUAUUUAGAAGACGUAGAGAAAUACUCCAGGCCUGGUUCAGUCGCUCAGAAGAAAGCUUAUUUUGAAGCCCAUUACAAGAAAAUUGCUGCUAAGAAGGCGGCAGCCUUGCUUGAGCAAGAAAAGGAAUCUGCUUGUAAUACUCUUCAACCAGAAACCCAAGAUGAAGCCCACAAAAAUGCUGCCCUGGUUUCACACUUGGCCGAAUCUGAUGGCCACGAGGCUGUUGAUGAAUCACGGCAAACCACAGUCCCUUCCAUGGAGGAAGGUUUCAUCACUGAUGCAAGCAGAUGUAAUUCCAAUGUUGAAAUGGAUCACAUGGAAACCAAUAAGGUGAAAGUAGCAGCUCCAGCAAUAGAAAACCAGGUUCUUGAGAAAAUUUCUCUUGUAGUUGAACCCUCUAACAAGCUUGCUGAUGUUGGGAACCACGGCAUUCUUACUGAGGUGGAACCUAGUGGAACCACCCAUAUGGAUCAGACUCAUACAGAGGAGAAUGUUGCUGCCGUUCAGAAGAAUUUGACUUCAGCGACCAAGGCAAAACCAUUGAUGUCUUACUCAAAACCAUCAGCUUACAGUAGGGAGUCCAGGCUUUCACCUUCCCCUGCGAAAUCAACAAGUAUUCAUUCCCGAAAGGAAAAUAUUGCCACUCCAAACAAUAGGAAGUCUGCAAGAGAUUCAGUCCAGAAGAAGUGUUCAACUCCUAAAUCGCUCCAUAUAUCGAUUAAUUUUUCUGCUAAUCACGAGACUCUGGCGUCAGCUACCAAGACAAAACCAGCAUUUUCUUCAUCAAAGCCACCAGCUUACAGUAGACUAUCAGGGCUUCAAUCUCCCACUGCCAAAUCCACAACCCCUGUCCAUUCCAGAGAGGAAAAUAAUCCCACUCCAAACAGUAAAGAGUCUGCAAGAGAUCCAGGGAAUAAGAAGUAUUCAAUGCCAAAAUCACUCCAUAUGUCAAUUAAUUUUGCUGCUAAUCAGGAGACUUUGCCUUCAGCUACAAAGACAAAACCAGCAGUUUCAUCCUCUAAGCCAUCCCUUUAUAGUAGAGCAUCAAGGCUUCCAUCUUCCCCCAGAAAAUCCACUACUCCUCUUCAUUCCAGAAAGGAAAACUGUGCCUCUCCAAACAAUAAAAAGUCUGCAUGUGACUUGGUGAAUGAGAAGUGUUCAACUCCCAAAUCACUUCAUUUGUCGAUUAAUUUUACUCCAUCUGGUGCUGGUGAACCUAAAAAAACAUCUUCAGUACGGCAAAAGACUGUGGAGUCAAGAAGAUCUGGAAGUUUGUCUACAUCUGGUGCUGUUAAAACUAACAAAAUAUCAGUUCGGCAAAGGAUUGCAGAGUCGAGAAGAUCUGAAAGUUUGUCUACAUCUAGACACUUUCCAAUUCCUCUAAGAACUCCAACCAUGGAAUCUAUGAAUGGUUUGCCAAAGAACCCUUCUGUCACUCCUCAGUCAGAAAAACGAAGUACCAGGAAGGAGCUUGAUCUCACAGCGUUUGGAAGCAGUAAAGAGCGCUCAAAAUGGCAAUCUUUGUCUAUGGUCCAUUCAAAGUCUUUGAGUGCCUGUGGAGGCAUAACGCGGUCCCCAACUCUAUCUUCUCCUUUUAGCUUCAGAACCGAUGAAAGAGCUGCGAAAAGAAAGGAGAAGUUGGAGAAUAAAUAUAAUGCAGAGGAGGCACAAAAUGUGCAGCUUCAGAUGAAAUCCAAGGAAAAGGCUGAAAGUGAGCUUAAGAAACUGCAACAAAGCCUUGGGUUCAAGGCAAAGCCAAUGCCAGACUUUUAUCGUGAAACAGAAUCAGGAAAGAAUCAGAUUAAGAAGAUUUCACUGACACAUCUUCGACCACCCAAGCUUGGAAGGAAGCCCAUUUCCAAUGCAGUCCAAGAUCAAAGCUCUCUACCUCCUCGGAGGCCUGCAGUCAAGAAUGACAACACCUAGAUUGUUAAAUCCCUGCUCAUUCUAUAACAGCACCACCCAAUAAGGGUACUCAUGAGAAUUCUUCCCCAGAUAUCCAGGAUUGAGUAGCGUCGAGGGAGAUUAAUGGAAAUACAUAUUAUAUUGGGAGAGAAUAAGCAUCAUACAAGUGCACUUCUUAACACAUUCAGGGCUUAAGAAGUGCACUUUCCAAAGAUGAAUCCCGUUAAACUGUCAGGGGAAUGGAAUUAUCUGUCAGAGAUAUGCAUUCUUUCCUCGAUUUCUUUCUGCAUCAAGUGAAAUAUUUUACCUGUUCUUCCUAUUAUCUGUUUCUUAAUGGAUGUAUUGUAUUUACGUAUUUUAGAACAGAUUCAAGAGAAGCCAUGGUUUGGUUUUCUGAGAAAAAUUACGAAGAGGGGGCUCAGAAAUUAUCGUUUAUUUGGAGUGUUUACUAUAAAUAAUCCUGAUUUUCAUUUUCUUGCUAA
Molecule: messenger RNA, 2888 nt
Organism: Macadamia integrifolia
Lineage: Eukaryota; Viridiplantae; Streptophyta; Magnoliopsida; Proteales; Proteaceae
Product: protein WVD2-like 7
Exons: 9
Coding region: 388-2427 (679 amino acids)
Source: RefSeq, a predicted model, not a curated record